UUCACGUGAUCUGAGCCUAGUAUAAAGCAGGAUGCAGAAGAAGGGCUGCUUAACUCCGAAGCUUCCCAGAGCCCUGAGAGAAGAGAGGACAAAGCAGGGAAGGUGAGAGGAAGACAACAGAAGAGCAAAAAAGAGAAGGAAGGAAAGAAAAGAGAAAUGGAAGGUUCUAAGACACACAGCUCUGAAAGCAUGCCUGGAGACCUAUCAGAAGCCCUGAAGGAAGCCACCAAAGAGGUGCAUGAGCAGGCAGAGAGCACAGAGUUUAUGAAGAAUUUCCAGAAGGGGCAGGUGUCACUCGAGGAGUUUAAGAUGGUUAUGGCUUCUCUGUACUACAUCUACUCUGCUCUGGAGGAGGAGAUUGAGCGUAACAAGGAUCACCCGGCCUAUAUCCCUGUUUACUUCCCAGCUGAACUGCACCGUAGGACUGCCCUGCAAGAAGACUUGGAGUAUUUCUAUGGCCCAUUGUGGAGGGAAGAGAUCUCGUGUCCCGAGUCCACUCAGAAAUACGUGAAUAGGCUCCACUAUGUGGGCCAGCAUGAACCAGAGCUCCUGGUGGCCCAUGCCUACACUCGGUACCUGGGAGACCUAUCUGGCGGGCAGGUGUUGAAGAAGAUUGCCCAGAAAGCUCUCCACCUACCCAGUACUGGAGAAGGACUGGAGUUCUUCACCUUUGAAGGGGUGUCCAAUGCCACAAAGUUCAAGCAGCUGUACCGCUCCCGGAUGAACUCCAUCGAGAUGGACCCAGCCACCAAGAAGAGAGUCGUGGAGGAAGCCAAGCAGGCAUUCUUGCUGAAUAUACAGGUGUUUGAGGAACUGCAGAAAUUGGUGUCCCAGUUGCAUGAGAACAGUCACCAUGCACAACAGAAGCCAGAGCUUCGCACAAGAGGCACCAGCGGAGCACAUGAGCAUGGACCAGCUCCUGUGAAAGAAGGUGAAAAGACAUUGAUGAAGCACACAGACAUGUUGCCUAGCACUCCACUGGUACGCUGGAUUCUUGCUCUCAGCUUCCUAGUGACAACAGUUGCUGUGGGCUUGUUUGCGAUGUGAACAGAAGAGACUCUAGGCCUUGCCCUCCUGCUGCUCCCUCAUCAAACUAACACACCUAAUGCCAUCCAUCCUGCCCUCUACCUGGACACUCUGAUCUUGGCUGUGCCACUAACACUUUUCCAAUGGAUUCAUAGGACUCUGCAGGCUUCUUGUGAAUUCUCAGCACAGAUCAGAGAGAGCAUUUCUGAACCCACAGACUGAACUUGGCCAAAAAGCUGAGGCAGAAUCAGAAAGGUUGUGAAAGGCAUUGAA
Molecule: messenger RNA, 1299 nt
Organism: Gopherus flavomarginatus (Mexican gopher tortoise)
Lineage: Eukaryota; Metazoa; Chordata; Testudines; Testudinidae
Gene: HMOX1
Product: heme oxygenase 1
Exons: 5
Coding region: 157-1047 (296 amino acids)
Biological process (GO): heme catabolic process; heme oxidation; response to oxidative stress
Molecular function (GO): heme oxygenase (decyclizing) activity; heme binding
Source: RefSeq, a predicted model, not a curated record